AUGAUCAUCCUCCAGCGUCUUGUAUUUAUCCCAGUCUUCAUCAACCCAUUAGCCACUGCCUUUGUCAACUAUGGCUCUAUUGUACCCAAAUCAAUCCUACAGCAAUCCGCGCCCUCUUCAUCUGGCUUGAGGCCAUGGGCAAAUACGAGCCUAACACUAUCGCCAUCAAGCCCACUCGUUACACUCGAUUACGGUACCGAAGUAGCCGGGUUUCCCUUCUUCAACGUUUCUACAAUUUCCGGAACAGUACAGAUCGAAGUAAAGUACAGCGAAGAAUAUCGUGGAAUUGAAGAACCAUUCUCAGAUGGACCUUGGACAUUCUCGAACGGACUGUCGAACACUUUCCGUGUCGAAACUUUCAAUGUCACGGAGACAGGAUACAUUGAGAGCUUUUUCGUCCAGGGAGGACAGCGAUGGCAGACCGCACGGUUAAUCACGAACGGCUCUGUCACUAUCGAUCAUCUAGGAUUUCGCGCAACGAGCUCAAACCUAGAUGUCGAUAUGCUGCCAGGGCACUUGAAGACAUCGGAUGAUACUUAUAACCGCGUCUUCGACCUCGGAGGUCGUGUCGCACAAGUGGCAUGCGUAGAUGCCGGUAACGCACCGUCUACAUGGGAAAUCACGAAAGACGGAGCUCUCGUUCGAGGCCAAACAAGCGCACAGUCAUCGCUGGGUGUUGAAGCAGUCAAUUACACACUCGAAUUCGAUGUGAAGAUCGCUCGCGGCGGCGCCGGCUGGCGAAUAGCAAGUGCGCUGCAGCCGCUUGGGCCGUACUUUGUGCUUACAUCCGAAUAUCCUCAGCAGAACACUUUUGCAAACACGAACCGGACCCUCCUGCCGCCAAACACCUUGGCGUUCAACACUGAGUGGAGCUUGGUAAACCAGAGCACGUUACCUGUGCCGGAAAACCAGUACUUCGUUAUCAACACAACUAUCAAGGAAAAUACGUGGUAUCGCGUAAGCACAUCAAUUGAGAAAGCGGGUUACCGGAUAGGCUUGAACGGAACCGAGAUCGCCUUCGUACCCUUACCACCACCGGCAGCCCCUGGAAACUUCGGCACUCCUUCGCGAUACGAAGGCACAUGGGGUUUCGGAGGUAUGCAGGAUCAGAUCACGUACUACAAAGAUGUGAUUGUCACCGCCAGAAACGGUACAAUCAUUUACUCUAAUCAUCUUACCAGCGAAGAUUGCUUGGCCGAGUAUCAGGUUGCGCCUCUCGACCAUUCGGUCUGCCUUGACGGUGCCAAGCGGGAUCGCCUAGUCUGGACAGGAGACUUCUAUCACACUGUGCGUGUCGUCUCAACUUCGUCUGCUCGAUUUGACUACCUCUUGGGCACCAUCGAAUACGCGCUAAACUACCAGCUGGAUGAAGGCCCGUAUGCUGGCUUUACCCCAAUCUCCGCCAACCUCGGAUCCCGACCCCAGUACAAAGAGGCAAAUAUUGGAAACUACGCUGGGCUAGUAGACUACCAAGACUUAUUCUUGGCGGGAAUAGGCCAUUACUACCGUUACACGGGAGACUUGGAUGGCCUGAAGCCUUACUGGAGUCAGAUCAAAAGACUUGCCACCGCGAGAUUGGCUUUCAUCGAUCCCACAUCUGGUCUUAUCGGAGGUUCCCCAGAGAUACCAUCGCCCUUCAGCUUUCUUGGACCAGCCAACGGGACUGCAACGACUGGUCUCUUCGCUUAUAUGCUCAACGAGAUUGCGCCACUUGCUCUUGCGAUCGGAGACGAAGAAGCUUCAACAUCUUACUCACAAACGGCAAGCAAACUGCGCGAGACCCUUAAUCGUGAGCUAUGGAACGACCAGCUUGGAACAUACUCACUAUCUACCACCGAUCGGGGAAACUUUUCCUUGACUGGCAUUGCCUGGGCAAUUCUAUCCGGGACGGCGAAUGUGACGCAAGCAGCGUCCUCUAUUGCCAAGCUUGAGGAGCUUCGCUUCGCGGUAGGUUACAAGACCAUCUCAAGUGACUUGGAGACGGAUGACUAUCAGCUUGCCCCCAAUCCAUCAGGCUUCUUAUUCGAAGCUCUCUUCAAGGCACGUCGUGAUCUUGGAGUGGACAGUACGUCUGCUAUCACGCAUCUACUCGACAACCUGUGGGGCAGUAUGGUGGAGAACAACGAAUACUACUCCGGAGCGAGCUGGGAAUAUGUAAAGCCCGACGGUUCGCCUGGUAUCGAUCUUUUCACUAGCUUAGCACACCCAUGGGGUGCAGCUCCAACCUACGUACUGCCGGAAUACCUUCUUGGUGUUGUACCGAGUUCUCCGGGGUACGAAAUGGUUGUCAUCACUCCUAUGGUUGGGUUCCUGAACCAAUCUGAAGUUAGCGGGAGGGUACCAACACCCAAUGGACCGAUCAAGGUGGCAUGGACGGUAAAUGGUACGAACGUCGUUAUAAAUGUCGCUAUACCCAGCGGUACGACAGCUACGUUGCAACUACCAGCUGGAGCAGCUGUUGUCGGCGAAGAUUUGCACGACGGACAACUCGAGCUUUCGUGUGGAGUGAGGGAACUGAUCAUGGAAAUUUAG
This is a messenger RNA of Alternaria arborescens, 2532 nucleotides long. RefSeq lists its product as hypothetical. Gene Ontology annotation, biological process: carbohydrate metabolic process. The record is from RefSeq and is a predicted model, not a curated record. Lineage: Eukaryota; Fungi; Ascomycota; Dothideomycetes; Pleosporales; Pleosporaceae. The transcript has 2 exons. The coding region runs from base 1 to 2532 and encodes 843 amino acids.